This is a messenger RNA of Parascedosporium putredinis, 996 nucleotides long. The record is from the annotation of a GenBank genome assembly. Lineage: Eukaryota; Fungi; Ascomycota; Sordariomycetes; Microascales; Microascaceae.
AUGCUUGCCCUUCUAGUUUUGACGCCAGCGGUUCUAGCUCUGGCUACGCCUUUAUCCUCCCAUCCCCGAAGUGAAACUGACACCGGCGCACCUACCGAUCUCCUGCUUCGCUAUCACCGCGACAUCGUCUCCAACCAGACGGAGUUGUCUCUCAGCACGCUUGACAAGUCCCAUACUUAUAGCCAUGGCUGCGGAAACAGCCUCGAGGUCGCCGGUCGGACAGUCAGCGUCGCGGUAAACGACCGGGGUGCCGGCAAUGUCCUCAUCGACGCCGAAGAGUAUCGGAUUUUGGGUGAUCGGCAAAUGUCGGGUGGCGCGUCUUGCACCAAGCUCUACAACGACAGGUCGGUGGUUGUCGAGUGCUCCGUGCCGUGGUAUGCGAACAUGGAAGACCUCUCUGCCAUCUCCGACGACCGCGUCGAAGAGUGCUUCUCCGAGGAGUCGGCAGCCCACCGACGAAGCUUGCCUACGAGCUUCGCUCCAUCUGUCGUUUCGGCGGUAGAGAAGAGGCAGGGUCUCUGCAUGUGGUUUUAUGCCGACAACACCGAUCUCGUUGGCGAUGGCAACCCCCAUCAAGAUUACCUCCAUAGGCAGGUCGGCCCCAGCCAAACCUGCGCCCAGCGCGGCACUUGCUUCGUCGGAGUCGGCGAGGAAGUCUCCAUCACAGUCUCCGCCGAGAUCGCCGGCAUCGGCCCCUGGAUCAGCGGCGGCUUCGGCGUCUCCCGCACGGUAUCAUCCUCCACCGAGCGCGGCUGCUACGGUGAGGCGGGUGACACCGUCUGCCAGUGGAGCAGCACCCACCACACCGCUUACACGGUAACCACCCGAAGCGUUGGCACGUGCGGAUCUUCGCGCUACGAGGGUGAGCCCUCGGCGCCAUAUGUGAUUCGCUCGCCAAACAGCGGUAACAAUGCCGUCGAUUGGUACUGCGUUCUGAACACGUGCCGUGGUGACGGCGACUUUUACUGGGACCUUGGCCGCGCUGGUGGUCCUUAG